AUGUCUGACUUUAAAGAUCUUUUUACCUCAUGGGGUUACUUGUUGGACAGGAGUCAGGAUCAAUUUUUCCUGCCUGCAAUUCCUAAUGUUUCUGGAAGCAGAGUGAAUUCUCUUGAAGACCGAAUAUCCAACCAGGAGAGGACCACAGCUGUUCUUCUGGAUCAGGCCUUUCGAAUCAAAGAUGGCAUUGUUUCUUACCUUCAGGGAAAUAAAGGCUUUCAGCAAGGAGAGGCAGUAGCAUGCCAGCUACUGGAGAACCACAUACAGACUAUCACAAGCAUAGUUAAAAAGCUCAGCCAUGAUAUCGAGAUGCUGGAAAGGCAAAUAAAAACAAGAGAUGAUAUGACAUCAGGAACCAAUUUUGCUGUACAAAGCCUGGACCAUAAACAUCUGCAAGGAGUUGGGGAUCUACGUGGAAGAGUAGCCAGAUGUGAUGCCAGCAUUGCAAAACUCUCUGGAGAUACAAAUAUCAUCAGACAUGAAAUUCAAAAACAAGAAAGAGAAAUCCAUGCCCUUCAGUCUACCCAGGAAAAUUACAUUAACAACAUAGAGAUGAAGGUAAUGCAGCUAUUAGGCAAGAUAGAGACUUCAACCUCAGAGCAAAACUCACAUUUAAAGACAGUGCAGGGAGAUCACCACCAUGAAUUGCAACUCCUGGAUUUCAAGAUAAACGGUCUUUUAAAUGACCUUAAGAAUCAAAUUCAAAGCCAACAGAAAUGGACAGAAAAUGAGGUAAGAAGAUUUGAACAAGACCAAACCUACCUCACAAAUCAAGUUCUUGGCACAAUGAAAGACAGAGUGGAAGCGGUGGAAAAGAAAAUGGAAGAAGGUUUUAAUCACUUAUCAAAAAGAAUAGAAAACUCUGAUAAAAUGCUGAGAUUUGAGACAGACCUGAGUCAGGUGAAAAAUGAUCAAAAUAAACUCCAUGCAAGAAUUGUUCGAUUUGAAAAAAUGAUGUGGAAUGAGCUGGAGGAAAUCCAAAGUGAAUAUAGAUCAGGAUUUCAAUCCAUUCGGGAUUCUCUUGAUGCGCUUAAACAAAUACAAACAACGAAACUAAAACUAGAAAAGGAGAAGUUCAAGCAAGACAUGAAGAACAUAAGACGAAAAAUAACUGUACUCCAAGAAGACCAAUGA
Molecule: messenger RNA, 1134 nt
Organism: Gekko japonicus
Lineage: Eukaryota; Metazoa; Chordata; Lepidosauria; Squamata; Gekkonidae
Gene: FAM81B
Product: family with sequence similarity 81 member B
Exons: 7
Coding region: 1-1134 (377 amino acids)
Source: RefSeq, a predicted model, not a curated record